UUGAUCGAUUAUCAAAACCAGUCGAACUCGUCCGACUAUACAAUUCAUUUGACACUAUUUACAUUUAUCUGCUUUCUCGGAGUAAAGAUUUAACAAAAAACAUUCACAUUUAUCUGAAACUUGGGUAUUAACAUAAUUGUAUUACUGUUUAUAAUUUACAUUGGAAUUGAAAAUUUAGGACAUACAACUAAAUUGUAGAGAUAUAUUGGAUGUAAAUCAGACAUUUUUUGUUGGUUGUUGUUUUUGAAAAUGACGUCACAACGAUUGGAACAGGAACUAGAAUGCCCGAUUUGUCUGGACAGGUUUGAUACACCGAAAGUGUUGCCAUGUCAACAUACAUUUUGUGCUGCUUGUCUUAUAAACAUUACACAAAGGGGAAGUGUGCCUUGCCCAGAAUGUCGGGCAGUCCACCCCGUUCCUCCCAAUGGAUUCCCUAUCAACAUUACUAUGCAAAGACUUCUGUCGGCAUCCCAGCCGCCAAAUGUUCCAACAGAUAACUUGCCAGCAAAUGUUCCAACAGUUAACGUGCCAGCAAAUGCUCCAGGCUCGAACCAACCACUUCACCCAAGCGCUCCACCCUUAGAUCCUCCACCGACAAGACUUCCGCCCGUUUAUCCUCCGUCACAGCCGCACCAACCAAUACCAAGCCAACCUGCACAAUAUCAACAACCUUCACAACCUCCAGGGAACCUACCACCUGGAGCAUGGUUCCCUCCUUCAUUCCCAAAGCUGCACUACCUUAGAAUAAAUUGA
Messenger RNA from Ruditapes philippinarum (Manila clam), 753 nucleotides. Its product is annotated as E3 ubiquitin-protein ligase SH3RF1-like. The transcript has 3 exons. Gene Ontology annotation, molecular function: metal ion binding; ubiquitin-protein transferase activity. Gene Ontology annotation, biological process: positive regulation of DNA-templated transcription. The record is from RefSeq and is a predicted model, not a curated record. Bases 250 to 753 code for a protein of 167 amino acids. Lineage: Eukaryota; Metazoa; Mollusca; Bivalvia; Venerida; Veneridae. Gene Ontology annotation, cellular component: nucleoplasm; chromatin.